AUGCAACCAACCCCGCAAUCUUCAGGAUCACUCCUUUGCCCACAUAUGUCCUUUCCCUCGCCUAUAUCCUAUCUUGAUCCGAUGAUGUACAUUGAAAGUCUGGAUAGAAUUGAGAUACGAAGGCUGAAAAAAAAUAGCCAAGCAAUUUUAACUCCUGUACACCACAAAUUUCUCUCUCUCUCUCUCUCUCUCUCUCUCUCUCUCUCUCUAUCUCUCUCUCUCUCUCUAUCUCUCUCUCUCUAUCUCUAUCUCUCUCUCUCUCUCUAUCUCUCUCUCUCUCUCUCUCUCUCUCUCUCUCUCUCUCUAUCUCUAUCUCUAUCUAUCUCUAUCUCUAUCUCUAUCUCUCUCUCUAUCUCUCUCUCUCUCUCUAUCUCUAUCUCUCUCUCUCUCUCUAUCUCUCUCUCUCUAUCUCUCUCUCUAUCAUGCAUUUUUGCUGUUGAUAUAACUAGUUACCAACUUAAUGUACAUCCUUUGUAUGUUUACAACAGAUUGACUAUUCACACUGAUUGUUUUCAUCUAAGUGGAACGGUCACAGAACCUGCCAAUCCCUUGUAUUCAGAACCAGAAAAAACAUAUAAAGUUUCUAUAAGUUUUGAUAGGUGUAAAAUCACUUCAGUAAAAUGUGGUUGUGGAAACAAAGAUAUAUUUUGGUGCCAGCACGUCGUUGCUUUGUCAUUAUACCGGAUAAGAAAGGCGGACAUUGUACAACUCAGAGUACCAAUAUCAGAAACGUUACUGCAGAUGAGUCGAGAGCAACUGCAGAAGUUUUCACAAUAUUUGAUUGCCGAGCACCACACAGAAGUGUUACCCACAGCACAGAAAAUUGCAGAUGAAAUCUUGCAGGCCAAGUCAGAAAUAAACCAGUUACCAGGUGCUCCUGAUCCAACGGCAGGGGCUUCAGCAGAAGAUGACCAUAGUUGGCACCUGGAUGAGGAACAGGUUCAGGAACAAGUCAAGACAUAUCUAUCUCAGGGAGGAUAUUGUACCUCAGCCAAUCAACUCAAUUCCAUGUUUUCAAAGAUCCGAGAGAUGCUACGUGUGAGAGAUUCCAAUGGUGCUAGGAUGCUGACACUGAUAACAGAACAGUUUCUUGCAGACCCCAGACUGCUUCUCUGGAAAUCUCAAGGAGCAACAAUGACAGACAAAUGUCGGCUCUUAUGGGAUGAACUUGGUGUCUUGUGGAUCUGUGUGGUCUUAAAUCCAUCUUGUUCCCAGGGAGAAAAAGAUCACUGGCGCCGGCUGCUUGAACAGUGGUCGUCCGUCCCGAUGUGCCCUUUGGAAGAUGCUGACACCCGGUAUCAGAUAGAUAAUCCUGCCGAUGAUGACAGUUCUGAUGAGGAAAAUCCUGGUUCCUCCCGGAGACCCUCCCGCCCAAAGCCACGUACAAUAUUCCAUCGUUCCUUGGAAGCAAGUCAGCUGAGCUGGAAUGACAAGCACCUCCAAUUGAUCCUCAGUGAAGAUUGUGGAUAUCAUGAAGACCAGUGGGAUUCUGACCAUUUUGACUCACAGGGACUCGCUCUUUGGCAUGAACCAAUUCCAAUUGCCUGUUCUCGAGUUGAUGCUCUUCGAUCACAUGGUUAUGCAAAAGAAGCCUUGCGUCUUGCAGUCGUCAUUGUACGAACGAUGAAAAGACAACAGCGACUUAACCAGGACAAAUAUCGGUUCCAGCAAUUGCCAGAAGCCUUGCUGCCCGUAUCGUCAUCACAAAAUUCCAGAAAUCAGAGGUAUAAUUUGAUUUGUUGGGGCCUUCCAGGUAUGCCAAGCACAAGUGAUGGGGCUACCUAUAAUAAAAUACAACAAGCCCAAGUGCCCACAGAACGAGAGGGUUGGCUUGGGCAUCCCCUCGAUCCAGUUGGGAUAUUGUUUGAUACAUUGGCUGAUGUAUCCAAAAUUAAAGACGAUAGCACUAAUAUUUCUGCAACAAGUCCAGUUUCCAGCCGAAACAUAUUCAACAGUAGCACAACAAAUAGCAACAGCACAAUAACCACCCCAGCCAACAACAACAAUAUGGACACAAAUGCCAGUGGGUCCUGCCCAACUUCAAUUCCAAGCAUACAGCGGUAUAAACAUGUUCCUAUCCCAGGUUGCCGAGACCGCAAUGAAUCUUACCUCACUCUUGCCCUUGAAGUAGCACUUAUUGGUCUUGGACAACAACGACUGAUGCCUCCUGGACUGUAUGCUCAGGAGAAAACAUGUAAGCAAGAAGAUAAGUUAAUUGCUCGCCUUCAGGAAAUUGAACUUGACACCACCCUUGUGGCCAUCCUCAGGAAACAGGCUGUCCUCCUUUUGGAAGGUGGCCCUACUAGUGGCCUGGGCCUCGGAGUACAUACAGAAAGUUAUCCGAUGCAUGCGUUUGCCCAAUACCUCUUUAUCAACCUUAUUAAUUAUGACCAAGACCUUGCCUUUAGAGUCGGACUUCGAGCCAUGCGCUUGCCAAUCCUUGAACAUGAAGAUGAAGAUCUCGAUGUUGUGAACAACAUGGGUCCAGUGGUAUUCAAUCGAUUUCCACGCUGGUUCAUCCUGGGACACAUUGAAACCCAACAAUGCGAACUGGCUUCGACAUUACUUGCCCAUGCUAAAACUUGCCCAAGAAGCUUUCAAAAUUGCCACCCUGUUGAUAACCACAAACACAUUCAUGUCUUGAAUGCUGCCUUUGAACUGGGCUUGCAGGUGAUGCGAAUGACUCUCACCACUCUGAAUUGGCGUCGUCGAGAAAUGGUACGAUGGUUGGUAACCUGUGCCACAGAAGUGGGAGUUGCAGCCCUUACCAGCAUAAUGCAGAAUUGGUUCCAGUUGUUUGCACCUAUGGAAGCCACAACCACUGUAGCGACGACAAUCAUGUCCCCAGCCACAGUCAUUCAAUUAAAUUUAACCUACCAACAGCAGGAAGAACUUGCAAAGUGUGCUCGUAAUUUGGCUCUUCAGUGUGCCAAUAAGGACCCACCCAGUUGUGCCCUGGGAGCUCUGAACCUCUGUGAGAAGGACCCUGUUGCCUUUGAGACUGCCUACCAGAUUGUCAUUAAAGCUGCAUCUCAUGUAAUGAACUCUACGCAGCUGUUCAACAUUGCACGGUACAUGGAACAUCGAGGUUACCCUCACCGUGCAUACAAGCUCUCCUUGCUUGCAAUGAAGAACUUGCACCUAGCAUACAAUCAAGACACUCACCCUGCCAUAAAUGACAUCCAUUGGGCAUGUGCCCUGAGUCACUCACAAGGAAAGAAUGAACUUUCUGAUAUGCUGGAUCUCCUCGUGAAGAAUGUACAAUGUGCUAAUGUUCUUUCUGACAUUCUUCGUCGGUGUACUUUAACCGCGCCCGGAAUUGCCAAUACCGAUGGCAAGCGACGUUCAAUGAAACUGUUGUCCUAUGAUCGGGCCCCCCUACGACAGCUGAUGGAGGCAGCUAUUUGUGCUUAUAUAAAUACUACACACUCUAAAUUGACUCAUAUCAGCCCUCGACAUUAUGGAGACUUUAUAGAUUUCCUUAGUAAGGCCCGUGAAACAUUUUCUCUUGCCCACGAUGGACAUAUACAGUUUAAUCAGCUAAUAGAAAAUAUGAAACUAGCUUAUAAAGAAUUUUAUAAGCAGCUGACUGCAGUUAUCUCCCCUUUCUUUUUUAUUUGCUCACCAUGGGAUAAAACAAAUACCUUUCUUUCCUCCCUUUUCCCCACCCAGACAUAA
Acanthosepion pharaonis is the source of this 3678-nucleotide messenger RNA. NCBI's taxonomy places the organism in Eukaryota, Metazoa, Mollusca, Cephalopoda, Sepiida, Sepiidae. The record is from the annotation of a GenBank genome assembly.